Hansenula ciferrii is the source of this 3675-nucleotide messenger RNA. Its product is annotated as protein phosphatase regulator GIP3. The record is from RefSeq and is a predicted model, not a curated record. The transcript has a single exon. The coding region runs from base 1 to 3675 and encodes 1224 amino acids. Lineage: Eukaryota; Fungi; Ascomycota; Saccharomycetes; Phaffomycetales; Wickerhamomycetaceae.
AUGACUUCAAUACAUGAAGAUGCUUCAAGUUUGAAUGUCGAUUGGUUCUAUAGAGGAAAGAAAAAGUCCACUAAAAAAUCAAAUGGUAAUGGUAUAUCAAAUAAUGGUCAAAAUGGUCAAAAUGGUUCUUCUAUAAAGGAUAAAAUAUCUUUAAAUACAGCUGUUAAUGGUUCAAAUGGCUCAUUAAUACCAAGUCCAACUAUUUCAAAUGAUUCUGCUAUCCAAAAACCAACUUCAUCUUCAUCUACAAAUUCAAAUUCAAAUUCAAAUUCAACUCCACAUAUUGGUAAUCAAGGUGAUGUUAAUAAUACAAUCAAUCAUCAUGAACAUCAUAGAUCAAUAUUAUCAAAUGAAAUCAAAAAUAGACCAAGAUCUGCUUCCGAUUCAUCUAAAUUAAAACCACCGUCAAGUUCAAGCUCAAAUUUAUCAAAUGGUGCUCCAUUAUCUUCAUCUUCUAGUAAAAGAUCAAUAUCUUCAAGUUUAAAAAGAUCAAACUCAUUAAAUGAACAUAAUCAUCAUCAACAAACAACUCCACAAACACAACCUCAAGCACCUACAAAACCUAAAAAAUCAAUAUUUAGUGCAUUUUCAAAAUUAAAGAGUUCAAAAUCAAAUGUUCAAUCUCAACCUCAAUCAACUCCUGUACAAGUUCAACAAAUUUCAAGACCAAAAUCUCCAGAACCAAUUUCAAUCCCAUCAACUCCAAAAUCAAUGCCAACAACUCCAAAAUCUUUACCUUCAUCAAUUGAUUCAAUAUCACCAAAUUCUGCAUUUUUGUUAAAUUCAAUACAUAGAUCUCCUAAACAAUCACAACAACAACAACAACAACAAUCACAAAAUCAAGAACGUAUAAUAUUAAAUAAAAAUCCAAAUAGAUCUUCAUUACCCAUAUCAAAUUUAUCAAAUAUAAAACUUCGUCGUGUUACAUUUGCCUUGGAUAAAUUACCUGAUGAUCCACCACAACAAAUUCCAUCAAGAAGACCUAAAAGAGGUAAUGUUAUAGUUGUUGAAGAUCUUAUCGCUGGCCCAUCAAAACUAAAUGUUGGUAUUACAAAUGAAUCUCAAACUUUAGAACAUGGUAAAAAAUAUGAUGAAAAAGAAUUAAAAUUAGUUAUGGAAUCUCAAAGAAGAGCUUUAGAAGAAUCUGAUAAACAUGCUCAAGAAGCUCAUUUUGCUGCAAAGAGAAUUGCUCAUGAAGUUAAAAAUUUUAAACUUUUGAAAAAAAAUGAAAAAGCUACAAUUGAAGAUGAAAUUGAAGAAGAAAUUGAAACUGAUGCUAAUAAUGUGGAAAUUGAUAAACCUAUUCAUUUACAUGAACAUCAUUAUGAAGAAGACCCCAAAGAUCAUCAAUUAACAAAUAUCCCAUUAGAAUUAAUUUAUACUCGUUGUUGUCAUUUAAGAGAAAUUUUACCAAUUCCUGCUACUUUAAAACAAUUAAAAAAUAAACAUUCUCCAUUAUCAGUUUUAAAAAUGCUUAACCCUAAACCAACUUUAAUUGAUGUUUAUUCAUUUAGUGAUUUUAUUGCAAUUGUUCCUAUAAAGACACUUAUAUUAGAUAAUGUUACAAUGAAUUCAGAAAUGUUAAAAAUCUUAUUAUCAUCAUUAAUUAAUUCAACAACAAUUGAAAAAAUUUCAUUAAAAAAUGUUCCAUUAGAUAUAAUUGCUUGGAAAUUUCUUUGUAAAUUUUUAUCAAGAAAUAAAUCAUUAUUAAAAUUAGAUAUAUCACAAAUGAAAAUUAAAUCUGAAUUACCAAUAAGUCAACAUAGAUCUCAAAUGGAUUGGUCAUUAUUUAUUGAUACUUUAUAUUAUAGAGGUGGAUUACAAGAAUUAAUUUUAAAUGGUUGUAAAAUCCCUCAUUUAGAAUUUAUGCAAUUAAUUGACCAGGGAAUUUCAUUACAAACUAAAAGAUUAGGUCUUGUUUCAAUGGAAUUAAAUUAUGAACAAAUUAAAAAAAUUUCUAAUUUAAUUACUGAUCCAAAUUCCAAAAUUGAAGGUAUUGAUUUAGGUUUUAAUGAUUUAUCAAUUGAUGGUAAAUUAAAACCAUUAAUUAAAAAAUUAGCAAAUUGUGAAAAUUCAAAUUUAGAAUCUUUAUCUUUUAAUUCAACAAUGUUGGAUAAUGUUGAAGAUGUUGCAUUAUUAAUUAGAUCUGUUUCAAAAUUACCAAAUUUAAGAUUUUUAGAUUUAAGUAAUUUAAAAAAUAUUUUCCCUGGAAUUAUGCCAUAUUUAAAUAAAUAUUUACCAAGAUUCCCUGCAUUACAAAGAUUACAUUUAGAUUCAAAUGAAUUAAGUUCACAAAGUUUUGGUAUCUUAAGUGGGAUUAUUCCAAAAUGUUCACAUUUAAUUCAUUUAAGUAUUAUGAAUCAAUCUUCAAUUAGUUAUGCAGCAGCUGCAACUAUUUAUAGUGCAAUUAAAUCAUCCAAGACUAUAGUUAAUUUAGAUGUUGAUUUUGAUUUGAUUGAUGAUAAAAUUAGCUCAAGAAUUGCAGUUUGUUUAAUGAGAAAUAUGCAAAGAACUAUGCAUGGUGAUGAUGAUCAUCAUUUAGAUUCUCAUGAUGAUAUUUUAUUUGAUGGUUCAUUAAUUGCAGAAACUGCAAGUAAAUUAUUAGAAAAAUUUCAAACAAAUGAAAUUGAAAAUGAUGAAUUUAGUAAAAAAUUCUUAAAGAAGAAAUUUUUAAAUAAAAUUAAUGAAAGUAGAUUAAAUAUUAAUAAAACUAUUGAUGAAUUAUUAACAAAACAAGAACAAAAAUUAUUAUCAUUACAAGAAAAAGAAGAUUUAUUAAGAUUUUAUUUCUUGGAUAAUUCAUUAUUAAAAAUUUUAGAAAUUUUCCAAAAUUUAAAUGAUGAUGGUUCAACAACAACUUCACAACCAACAUCAAGUAUAUCAAAUUCAGCAAAUAUUUCAACAAACCAAGGUUCUAAUAAUUUGAUCAACUCAGCAAUAGUCACAGGUCAAGAUGUUCAACCUCAUCAAAUGGUUACAGAAUUAAAUGAAGGUAAAGAAACUCCAAUUGAUGUUGCCACAGGUAAACCAAUUUUAUUAAGAUCUGUAUCACAAACUUCAAUUCAAGCUAAAAAGCAAGAAGAAGAAGAAGGUGAAUUUCAUAGAUGGGGUUUUUUUGUUCAACAACAAAGACAAUUAUAUCCAAAUGAUCAACCUAUUCAAAGUUCAAAUUUAUUAAGACCUGAACCACAACAUGUUAAACCUCAAUUACAAUCACAACCUGAAGAUCAACCUCAAACUCAACCUCAAACUCAACCCCAGAGUCAAACCGAAGGUCAACCAGAAAGUCAUCCUCAAGGUCAACCUCAAGGUCAACAAUGUACUGUUAAUAAACAAGAUUUAUCAUCAUGGGCAAAAUUACCAUCAGGUGAAGAAUUAAGAGAUGCAGUUAUAAAAGCAAAAGGUAUAAAUUCCAUUACUGAUUUAAUUGAUAAUGUUAAUGAUCAUAGAUUUAAUUUAGAAAAAAUUUAUCCAACUAUAAAAGAAUCAUUAAAAGAAUCAAAAGAUUUGAAUUCAAUAAAUAAUUCAAGUAAUGUUACUUCAGGUUAUUCAAGUUCUAUUGGUGGUACUAUUGAUAGUGAUUUAGAAAGUCAAGAUGGAAUUCAAAGUGUUGAAGUUGAUGAAGUUUAUGAUAAAUUGUUGAAUAGUUUACAAAGAGUUAGGUCAAAUAAGUGA